Conger conger (European conger) is the source of this 2513-nucleotide messenger RNA. RefSeq names its product HMG box-containing protein 1-like. Bases 84 to 1565 code for a protein of 493 amino acids. Gene Ontology annotation, molecular function: protein binding; RNA binding; DNA-binding transcription factor activity, RNA polymerase II-specific. Gene Ontology annotation, cellular component: nucleus. The transcript has 11 exons. The record is from RefSeq and is a predicted model, not a curated record. Gene Ontology annotation, biological process: regulation of transcription by RNA polymerase II. Lineage: Eukaryota; Metazoa; Chordata; Actinopteri; Anguilliformes; Congridae.
GAACGUUCCCGUUAGCCAAUAGAUUUGCUUAUCUAAAAGUAAUCAUUCCCACCCAUUUCUAAGAAUGCCAGAGAUAUUCGCUAAUGGCGACGGUCUGGUCAGGCGAAGCAUCAAGGCGUAACAUGGUUUGGAAGGUGAAGACUGCAGGGUCACCGGACAGAGUCGAGGAGCCCCACCAGGGGGCGCUGCAGGGUGCUGUGAGAACGGCCGAGGCCUUCAACAUGCUCAAGUGCAAUACGCCCUCCUCUCUCACACUCCCGUCCAGUGAGAGUCAUGUGGAGUAUGAUGACCUUCCCGAGCUGCAGGAGGCCCAGGAGGUGGAGGUGUCGUCGGAGGCCUUCCAGGUGCCGGUGGGCGUGUCCCAUCAGGAGCGUCCGCGGGACACCUGGAGGCCAGGUGACCUCCCCGACACCAACUGGCUGACUGAGCUGGCCAACAUCGCCACAAGCACCCAGAGUCCUCUCCUGCUGAGCCCCGCCCGCAACAGGUCCUCUCCUGUACACAUCUCAGCCAAUAGCAGCAGUUUACAUUCCUACGCCCGCCCUCCAUUGGCCCCCGCCCCCGCCCGGAGUCACUGGAGAGAGCGCAGGCGCCUCAGGGCCAGGAGCGAGUGGGAGCCGGGAGCGUCCUGCAGGACGUCCCUCUGGGAUGAGGAGGACGUGGGCUGGUCUCAGUCCUGGCCCGCCACGGCCUGGCUCUGCUUCCUGAAAGGCACGCGCGUGCGGUUCCACGGCGGGCGGGGGGCGGAGUGGCGGGACGUGGAAGACCUGUCCGACUCGGAGUCUGAGGGCGAGGGAGAGACGCCGGGCCCCGCCCGCCAGGGCUACGGCUCUGAGGGCCUGACGUUAGUGGCACACGAAGAGGUCGUGUCUUUUGGCCAGUCGGUUUUGAAGCUGACCUUUGACCCCGGCUCUGCGGGCCAUGACUUACUGACCGCAGAGUGCAGCCUGGGCCAUCCUUUUUAUGUGAAAAACAAAGGAUGGUCCUCCUUCCACCCGAGCCUGACGGUGGUGCAGCACGGGAUCCCCUGCUACGAGGCCCAGCCGGGCGACGUGUGUCUGCCCCCGGGCCACCGCGACGCCGUCGGCUCUGCCCACUCCCUGGUCUUCCACACCUUCAGGAGGUUUGACUUCACGCCUCUGGACUCCUCAGCUGUGUACGUCCUGAGCAGCAUGGCUCGCCAGCGCAGGACCUCCCAGUCCAGCGGGGGCGCUGUCAGCCCCGGGCCUGACCCCCCCAGCCCCGCCCAGCCCCCCCACAGCAAGGCCAGGAGGAGACCCUCCCCGGGGGCAGCCAGCCCGGCCACGCCCACAAAGUGCAAGCGGCCAAUGAAUGCCUUCAUGCUCUUCGCCAAGAAGUACAGGGUGGAGUACACACAGAUGUACCCUGGCCGGGACAACAGGGCGAUCAGUGUGAUCCUGGGGGAUAAGUGGAAGAAGAUGAAGCAGGAGGAGAGGAGGAUGUUUGCCACAGAGGCCAAGGCCCUCGCUGAGGAGCAGAAACGCCUCAAUCCAGACUGCUGGAAGCGCAGGAGAACCAGCUCACAGGGACCACAGCCGAACUGAACAGACAGACCCAACGCAGACGGCCUGUGUGGAACUGCACCAGAUGCCACGCCUCAGACACUUUAAAGUCGCCAUCUUCCACUUCAAACACAACACCACGAAACAAGCAACUAUAAACCACACACCGGUGUGCCGAAUCACUUUCUCCUGUUUUUUUCACCACAAAAAUGCCUUAUUCUUCCAAAGUAAGAUGCUACGCAGUUCUACUUCAGGUAAAAUUUUUUCAGGUAUCUAUUCUAUGCUUGAAACGGAGACCUUGUGGUGCUGAUUGUAAGUAGUGGGAGGUGGAGAUGUAUUUUGUUUUUCAGUGUUUUUAGUGUAAAAAGGGGAAACAGAGAUGCUUUAUUUUUUCGCUGUACGUGUGAUGAUAUUUGUGCGUGUCAGUAUGUAUUGCACAGACAUGGUGAGUGUGUUUGCUAUGCGUCUGCUGGAGGACUGGGGGAUUGCGUAAGAAGACCGGCUUCACAUACACUAUGGCUGUGAAAUCAGAGUAACACAGAGUAACAUAUAAUGACACAUGGGGUGGAACUUCUCUCUCUCUCUCUCUCUCACACACACACACACACACCUGUGCACAAAUGCAAACACACACGCAAAUGCACACACUGACAUGCAUGAACUUACACAUGUUCCUUUGGACUCUCUCACUCACACACAUACACACACACACACAGACACACACACACACAGGUACACACAGGCACACACAGGCACACACCACUUAGGGGCUAUGACCUGCCCCCAAGUCUCUUUGCACUUUAAUAUACAAACAUAAAAAUAUAAAUAUAAAAAAUAUAUUUUAUAUUGUGUAUAAUUUCUGAGCUUCCGUUGUAUUGCAUUUUUAAAUCUUUAAAUCUUUUGCCAAGAAUAUAUGGUCUCCGGCAAACUCUUGCACAACAUUUACUGUAUUGUAUAAUGACUAUACAUUUAAAUAUUGUCUAUUUGGUC